GAUGUUCUCUUACUUCUUGAGCCCUUAGAACAAGCCACAAAAUAUCUUUCAUCAUCAUCCUAUCCAACUUUGGGUGAUGUUCGUUUUAUUUUUCGUAGUGUCCAGACCCAUUUAGAAAAAUGUAUAGGAGAAGAAGACUUUAAACAACGUGAAGUAGCAGCCUCAAUGUCCCAAAAACUUGGAGU
Molecule: messenger RNA, 185 nt
Organism: Entrophospora candida
Lineage: Eukaryota; Fungi; Glomeromycota; Glomeromycetes; Entrophosporales; Entrophosporaceae
Source: the annotation of a GenBank genome assembly